AUGGACAAUGCCACAACCAUCACCAUGUUUACUCUGACGGGGUUGAGCGGAACCACAAACAACCGGAUCCUUCUCUUCCUUCUGACACUGCUAUGCUACUGUACCAUCUGGCUGGUCAACCUCGCCAUCAUUGUGACCAUCAUUCUGGAGAAGCGCCUGCACGAACCUAUGUACAUCUUCCUCUGCAACUUGUGCAUUAAUGGACUCUACGGCACGACCGGGUUUUAUCCCAAAUUCCUCUACGAUCUUCUGUCUAAACAUCAUGUGAUCUCAUAUUCUGGAUGUCUCCUGCAGGGUUUUGUGCUUCACAGCUCAGCUUGCGCCGACUUCUCCAUCCUGGCUGUGAUGGCCUACGACAGAUACGUGGCCAUCUGCCGACCGCUGGUGUACCACACGGUGAUGACCAAGCUGGUGAUUUCGGUUCUGUCCUUCUUCGCUUGGCUCAUUCCCUCUUUUCUCAUAUUCAUGAGCACGUUAACAACAUCAUGGUUCCAAAUGUGCGGUUCACACAUCCCCAAGAUCUACUGCGUCAACUACUUAGUUUACAAACUCAGUUGCUCGACGUCUAUGUCAAGCUACAUCAUUCCAUUUUUUAACUACACGUUUUACAUCUGCCACAACAUUUUCAUUUUCUGGACUUACAUAUACAUCAUAAGAAUCUGCCGCUCAUCUAAAGAGAACUGGAACAAGUUCCUGCAGACUUGUGUGCCACAUUUAUUCUCCUUGGCCAUCGUCGUCGGCUCCCUGCUCUUUGAUCUAAUGUACAUGCGAUACGGCUCUAAAAACAUAUCACAGGCUGCUCAGAAUUUCAUAGCUAUUGAGUUCAUUUUGAUUCCUCCAAUCCUCAACCCCAUCAUGUACGGUUUGAAACUGACUGAAGUGCGGAAGAGUCUUCAGAAGUUCUUUUGCCGAGGGAAGUUUCGUGUCUCUGGGUAA
This is a messenger RNA of Synchiropus splendidus (mandarinfish), 936 nucleotides long. Its product is annotated as olfactory receptor 49-like. The transcript has a single exon. Lineage: Eukaryota; Metazoa; Chordata; Actinopteri; Syngnathiformes; Callionymidae. Gene Ontology annotation, molecular function: olfactory receptor activity; G protein-coupled receptor activity. Gene Ontology annotation, biological process: G protein-coupled receptor signaling pathway. The coding region runs from base 1 to 936 and encodes 311 amino acids. Gene Ontology annotation, cellular component: membrane. The record is from RefSeq and is a predicted model, not a curated record.